Messenger RNA from Ornithorhynchus anatinus (platypus), 1450 nucleotides. RefSeq names its product ceramide synthase 5 (gene CERS5). The transcript has 10 exons. NCBI's taxonomy places the organism in Eukaryota, Metazoa, Chordata, Mammalia, Monotremata, Ornithorhynchidae. Gene Ontology annotation, cellular component: membrane. The record is from RefSeq and is a predicted model, not a curated record. Gene Ontology annotation, biological process: ceramide biosynthetic process. The coding region runs from base 29 to 1213 and encodes 394 amino acids. Gene Ontology annotation, molecular function: DNA binding; sphingosine N-acyltransferase activity.
GGAGGGCGGUGUGUCGGGGAGGGGUAAGAUGGCGUCGUGGGCGUCGGGAGGCCUGGGCCUGCUGUGGGGCUGGUUGUGGAGCGAGCGCUUCUGGCUCCCGAGCAACGUCAGCUGGGCCCACCUGGAGGCCAGCGGGGGCCCCGGCCAGCCCUCCUACCCCCGGGCCCGACACAUCCUCGCCGUCUUCCCCCUGGCCGCCGGCCUCUUCUCCGUCAGGCUGCUCUUCGAGCGGUUCGUCGCCAAGCCGUGCGCUAUCCACCUGGGCAUCCAGGACAGCGGGACGCGCCACGCCCAGCCCAACGCCAUCCUGGAGAAGGUUUUCACGUCCAUCACCAAGAGCCCCGACGGGAAGCGGCUGGAGGGCCUGUCCAAGCAGCUGGACUGGGACGUGCGGAAGAUCCAGUGCUGGUUCCGGCACCGCAGGAACCAGGAGAAGCCGCCGCCGCUCACCAAGUUCUGUGAAAGCAUGUGGAGAUUCACCUUCUACCUGUGCGUGUUUUGCUACGGGAUCCGGUUCCUGUGGUCGACGCCGUGGUUCUGGGAUACUCGACAGUGCUGGCACGGUUACCCCUACCAGCCCCUCACCUCGGACCUGUACCACUAUUACAUCAUGGAGCUGGCCUUCUACUGGUCCCUCAUGUUCUCCCAGUUCACGGACAUCAAACGCAAAGACUUCCUGAUCAUGUUCGUCCAUCACCUGGCCACCAUCGGCCUCAUAACCUUCUCCUACAUCAACAACAUGAUGCGCGUGGGGACGCUGGUCAUGUGCCUGCACGACGCCUCCGACUUCCUGCUGGAGGCAGCCAAGCUGGCCAACUACGCCAAGUACCAGCGGCUCUGUGAUGCCUUCUUCGUGGUCUUCAGCGCCGUCUUCGUGGUCACGCGCCUGGGCAUCUACCCGUUCUGGAUCCUGCACACGACGCUGGUGGAGAGCUGGGAGAUCAUCGGGCCCUACCCGUCCUGGUGGCUGUUCAACGCGCUGCUCCUCGUGCUGCAAGGCCUGCACGUCAUCUGGUCCUACCUGAUCGCCCGCAUCGCCUACAAGGCCCUCGCCCGGGGCAAGGUGUCCAAGGAUGACCGCAGUGACGUGGAGAGCAGCUCGGAGGAGGAGGACGGCGCCCGGAAAGGUCCUCGGGGCGGGGGCGGCACCAGCAACGGCGCCAACCGCGCCAACGGGCACGCCUCCGCGGGGAGCCGCUGGGCGAGGGAGUAGGGCGGGCGGCCGGGCGGGGCCGACGAGGGGGCACGGCCCCCGGGACCCACGGACUCUGAGGCCUCACCCGCGGCCCCGCUCCGGGACGGAGGAGCCGGGGCCCUGGAGACAAACGUUUUUCCCUUUUUUUUUUAAGAACCCCCCGCCUUUUGUAUUUAAUAGCCUCCGUGUCCUUCCGUGACGUGACGGCGGUGUGCGUGUGUGCGUGCGUGCGUGUACGUGAGCUGGGGCCGGGAC